GAGAGUUAGUUUCAGUGAUUCUCACACUGGCAGUAAGCUCUGUGUUCUGAUCCUGCCCCUCUGAUGGGGUUUCAUGCUUGUCGGCGCAGUGUUGACGAUUCGGAAAGCAAGACGGGUUUCCAAGCCUCUUUUUUUUAUUUUUUUUUAAAUGCUCAAGCCAGCAAAAUGAAAACAAGGAUAUCUCAACUCAUCAAUGACAGCUAAUGGAGCCUCAACACGGGUCAGUCACUAGCACCCAAAAAGAGAGAUAAAAAAAAAAGCACAGCGAACUCAAGCGGUCAAAGGACGCCUGGCAGAUAUGAGAGUGAUACUGGCGUGUUGCCUUCUCUCCCUCCUCUCUCUGUCACGUGCCUGUCCAAAAGAGUGCAGCUGCAACACAAACACCAAAGCUGUGGACUGCAGGGGUCGAGGCCUAUAUGACAUUCCCCGUCGAUUGCAUCCAGACACACAAGAAUUAUAUCUCCAAGACAACCGAAUCAGAGGCCUGGGAUCCAUGGCUUUUCGAGAAAUACCCUUUGUUCGCGUUCUCGAUCUAUCCAAUAAUUCCAUAACAACUGUUUCGCCGACUGCUCUUCUGGGGCUCCGAACUCUGCAGCAUCUCAGUCUCGCCUACAACAGCCUGAGGGAGCUUGAUAAGCGGUUGUUUGGACCCAUUCACUCACUUUCACAUCUCGACCUUUCACACAACAGCUUGUGGGGUUUAUCUGGAGCCAUGGGAGAACAUCUGAGAAACCUGAGCCACCUGGGGCUCACCCACAACAGGCUAACACGAUUAGACCGUUCGCUGUUGGAGGCCUUGACCCGCUUGGACAGUAUCACGCUCCGAGGCAACCCCUGGAGGUGCGACUGCCACCUUAUAGGCCUCAAACUGUGGCUUGAGACCUACCUCUAUAAAGGUGGCAUGGUGGAUGAGGUGCUUUGCAGCCAGCCCAUCGAGAUGCGAGAAAGAGAUCUGCAGAAGGUCCCUUACCAGCUCUUCCAUGCCUGCAUGACCACAAGCUACCAUUACUUGUUUGCCAACAUACAUCAUCUGGAAUCGGAGAGGCUGCUGCGAGGCCACAUGCACGGCAACCACGCUCAUCCUUCAAGCCACGCGCUCCAUGUCCCCAUGGGGAUGGGGGAGGGAUUUGCCGGCGGAGGGGGUAAUAUCCCAGAGUGUGAGCCGAAGCAGAGGCACCGACCAGUCAAUUUACGCCACGCUAUCGCCACGGUGAUCAUCACCGGUGUUGUGUGUGGCAUCGUGUGUCUGAUGAUGCUGGCUGCGGCGGUAUAUGGUUGCGCCUAUGCCGCCAUCAUGGCCAAAUAUCAACGGGAGCUUAAGAAAAACGAGGAAUUGGCAGCGGCUCGUGCGGCCGAUCAUGCCAGGAUAGAUGAGAAGGAACCGCUGGAGAAUGCCAUUGCCUAGGAGAUCAUAACAACAACAAAAAAGAACUUCAAACUUGGGCCUCAACCCUUUAACCUAAUCGUCUUUGGAUGACAUAUUUGUGUGUAUGUGCUGUGGGGGGAGAGAAGUGUGUGAAAUUAAUCCUGUUCGUGUGACUUGACAUUUUAUGAAACUUGGGUAGCUAAUUCAAUUCCACAGGUAUUUGACUAUGCACUGAAAAGAACUGGAACUAUGUGACUCUAAGGGGGCAAGCCAAAGAAAGUAUUGCCGUAUUUUUUGGGAUUACAAGGUGCACCGGAUUAUAAGGCCCAUUCUCAAUGAACAGGCCGAUUCGGGGAUAUUUCCAUUUUUAGGGGUUAGAAGCUUUAUUACUUAUAGUCCAAAAAAUACGGUAAAAUGAAUAUAUUCCAUUUUUUCUGAGAAACAUAUCACAGAUAAAGUAGAUGCAAACUGCUAUAUUUAGGGCCUCAGCAGUGACCACUGUGAGGUCGCUCUUGUUAAUAUUAAUAUUUGUAGGUCUUAGUAGAGCUCUGGUAUUCGGAAUUUAUUUCUGAUGUGGUUAUUUGUCAGCUGUUGUUUUGAGUUUUGUCGAAUAUCAAAUUAAUUUUGACAUUCAUAGUAGGCAGCUGGUCUCAGUAAUGUUUUUAUUUCUUUGUGAUGAGAAAAAAAAAGAGUGAUUGUGUGACAGUUGGGUGUGUGCGUAUGCUGUAUCUACCGAAUGCACAUUGUGUAUUUGUAGAGAAUUUCAUUGUUUGUGCCUAAUAAUGUGAUAUAGUUUUGCAGAGAAAAUAUGUUUUAUGAAAGAUAUUUUUCAGACAACCCUUGAAGGGAUGUCGGAAACUUCUUUGAAGCAAUAACAAAUUUACGGGUACAAAUAGAUUAUUGAUCAUUAUUGUACUGCUGCACAAAACCACAAACAAACAAAAUGCAACCUUUUACUGGAAAGUCAAGUGAGGAGUUUGUGAGUCAGGCUGAAAAUCAUUCAGUAUAGAAAAUAAAUGGAAACAUUUUAGCCGUCAA
Syngnathus typhle (broad-nosed pipefish) is the source of this 2404-nucleotide messenger RNA. RefSeq names its product leucine-rich repeat and transmembrane domain-containing protein 1 (gene lrtm1). Gene Ontology annotation, molecular function: protein binding. The record is from RefSeq and is a predicted model, not a curated record. Bases 299 to 1405 code for a protein of 368 amino acids. The transcript has 4 exons. Lineage: Eukaryota; Metazoa; Chordata; Actinopteri; Syngnathiformes; Syngnathidae.